AUGUCUGAAGAACAAGAUUCAUUUGCAAAUGAAGACAGUGAAGAUGAGUUUGACUGGGAAGAAGUGGAAAUGCCAGCGCAUCAACCGCAAGAACAUCAAGGCUUUGAAAUCACCCUGCAAACGCGUCUAAAACCCGACGCGGUCAAAAAUAAGGGUACAUCCCACGCAGAAAGGCUCAUUCGCAUAGACUGUCAUAAGAUCCAUACCGUCGCUUUGCUCACCAACGCUCGAAUUCGGAACAAAUGGAUAAACGACCCUCUUUUGCAUGCUCGUAUAAUGUCGCUCACACCCCUCCAUUUGCAAAAUGCAUUUGCCAUAAUUCACAAGUCCCGAAUCCCAGAUCAAAACCAGCGAGGACGCACGUUUGAGGCAGCCCUGCGGAACCUAGUAGAGUGGUGGUCCACCUCGUUCUUCGCCGUCGAGCAGGGAGGACAUAUCCGGAGCCGACCAUUCGAAGAGAUCCAGAAACAACUAGAAAUACGUGGUCUUCACGUCAAAGACGAGAAUGACCCAGACGCAACCAUCAACUAUGAGUCUCUCCAGGAUAUAGUUGGCGACGACGGGGAGCAAAUAAGGAGCCCCAAGAGUCUUAUGAAGCACGCUCUCAUGCAGAGCGGAUCAAGGGACACAAGUGCCCAGUUAUUUACUGCACUUUGCCGAGGCAUGGGGAUUCCAGCCAGGCUUGUGGUCAGCUUGCAGAGCGUCCCGUGGCAGGCAGGCGUUGGUAAGCCCAAGCCGACGUAUCAGCGAAAAUCGAAGGGUAAAGGGAAAGGCAAGACGGGAGAAGGCGAUGUUGACGAAGAAAUGGAAGACGACGCUGCCUCCACGUCAGGCAUCGAUACCAAAGGGAAGGGUAAGGCCAAGGAAUUUGCCGGAACUGGACAGAGACUGGACGGAGCUCCUGUCGUCGAGAAAAGCGAGAAGGUCAAGGGCAAGGAAAAGGCCAGACCCGUCAUCAACCUCCGCAAGACUAAAAGCAAAGGCCAAGUCUUGGGAAGUGCCAGCUCAAGCCGUCUUCCGUCUCCUGAUCCAACCACUUCACCCCCCGUUUUUUGGACAGAGGUUUUCUCGCGCCCAGACGCUCGAUGGCUACCCGUCGACCCUAUCCGGGGCAUCAUCAACAGGAGAAAAGUCUUCGAUCCCAGUCCAGCGGCCCAGGCGACGACGGGUGAUUCGACUAGGAAGGUGAAGACGAAACAGGAAAAUCGCAUGGUCUAUGUGAUGGCGUUUGAGGAAGAUGGGUACGCUCGGGACGUAACAAGGAGAUAUGCCCGGGAAUACGGCUCCAAGGUGGCGAAGGUGCAAGGGGGAAGCGCUAGUGGUGGUGGCAGUAAAGCGAGACACGUAUGGUGGCGUCGGGUUGUGGAUAUUGUUAAGAGGCCAUAUCGACUGCACAGAGAUGACUUGGAGGACGAAGAGCUGGAAGCCGCACAGAUGCUGGAGGGCAUGCCCUCUACCAUAUCUGGGUUCAAAGAUCAUCCAUUAUACGUCCUCACACGGCAUCUAAAACACAACGAGACGAUCCAUCCACCCCCACCUGGCACGCCAGAGCUAGGCAAGUUCCGUGGAGAGCCUGUCUACCCCCGCACCUCCGUUGUCACGUUGAAGACGGCGGAGGUCUGGAUGCGCAGUGAGGGAAGGAUGGUGAGGGAAGGCGUGCAGGCUUUGAAGCUUGCGAAAGUGAGAGCGGGGACUGUUAACAAGAUGAGAGAGCUUGAAGUGCUCAAAGAAGAGUUAAGGGAAGCUGGUGGGGAGGGGAAUCAAAAUGGUCAUGGGACGGGUGGUGAGGUAAUGCAGGGCUUAUAUGCGCGAUUCCAAACGGAGCCUUAUGUCCCCGAUCCUAUCGUCGAUGGCAAAAUUCCGAAGAACAAUUUUGGCAAUAUUGACCUUUACGUUCCUUCAAUGCUGCCGGAGGGAGGCGUGCACGUUCCAUUUAAACGCGUUGCCAAAAUCGCCCGAAAAUUAGGGUUCGACUUUGCAGAGGCUGUCACAGGUUUCGAGUUCAAAAAACGCCGAGCGUUUCCUAUAAUCGAGGGUGUAGUCAUCGCCUCUGAAAACGAGGCUGCCUUACUACAGGCAUACUGGGAAGCGGAACGAGCGGCGGAAGAGAAGGCCCGAAUAAAGCGUGAGGAAAGGGUACUCAAGCAAUGGACGCGCCUUGUGCAGGGUCUGCGGAUACGGCAGCGGUUGCAGGAACAGUAUGCAUCGAAGCCAGAGGAGACUCAAGCCAGCAGCACGAGUGCGAACACGCAACAACGUGCUGGUGCGUCUGCUGCUGCUGAUGGCGAUGAUGACCUGCAACUGGGGGAGGAAGCAGGGGCGUCAACUGAUGCGCACGGCAGCGGAUUCUUGGUGGGUGCAGACGAUGUCGUGCAGGCGUUCCAUCUACCAAAAUACACGCACGUCAGAUUACCUUCUACACCCCCACCCCCAGGUGCUGUUGACAGAAAAGAUCUGGAACUUCUAGAAGCGGAGAGUACUCCAGAUUAUACGACGUACGACCUGGAGAUGAUGGAUGUAGAAGAGUCCGAUGCACUAGAAACUCCGAAUGACGUUGGUAUGCAAGAAGAAGAGAGUAGGAUUCCGAAGACGAUGCAGGAGUUGGCUGAAGAUGCUGCGAGGAAGCUGCAGGCUGUUAUUCGCGAUCAAGAUGCCGAGACGUGGACUCGGAGGAAGAAUCUUGAUGGAGGGGAUGGAGAGUAUAGACCCUUGCCACCACCGCCGCCACCAGCGAACAAGAAGGUUGCCAAGAUCACUAUGCCUGCAAGCACUACCACAGUCGCGAGAGUGAUCACCAGGAAUGGUGGCGCCACUAGUAACGUGAAGCCGAAACCAAAACCAAAACCCAAAGCAAGAUCUACGCCUAGAAAACGGGCUCGGACGCGGGAGGACUCUGAUGCGGAUGAAUCCGAUGCUGUAGAAGAGGAGGAAAAAGAGAAACCAAGUAAACGCUCUCGCUCGACUGCUACUGCCGGUAGUAGUAAACCUGCCAUACCUGCCCCAACCAGGACACUCCGACCAAGAGUGUCGAAAACUCGUGCGCAGAUCGAGGAGGAGAGGGAGAAUGAGGAAACGUAUAGACGUGCUGUAGAUGGAGAUGACUUGUAG
Laccaria bicolor S238N-H82 is the source of this 3108-nucleotide messenger RNA. RefSeq lists its product as uncharacterized. Gene Ontology annotation, molecular function: single-stranded DNA binding; damaged DNA binding. The record is from RefSeq and is a predicted model, not a curated record. Gene Ontology annotation, biological process: mismatch repair; nucleotide-excision repair. The transcript has 11 exons. NCBI's taxonomy places the organism in Eukaryota, Fungi, Basidiomycota, Agaricomycetes, Agaricales, Hydnangiaceae. Bases 1 to 3108 code for a protein of 1035 amino acids. Gene Ontology annotation, cellular component: XPC complex; nucleus; nucleotide-excision repair factor 2 complex.